This is a messenger RNA of Carassius gibelio (silver crucian carp), 6795 nucleotides long. RefSeq names its product prostaglandin F2 receptor negative regulator. Lineage: Eukaryota; Metazoa; Chordata; Actinopteri; Cypriniformes; Cyprinidae. The transcript is spliced from 9 exons. The record is from RefSeq and is a predicted model, not a curated record. Bases 233 to 2800 code for a protein of 855 amino acids.
CCGCUUCACUUCCGUCACUCGUUAGUUUCGGUGUUAAACCUCCGCGAGCGCGAGUCAAUCACGCGUCCGUCACUCGUCUCCCGCUCGCGCUCAAACGGAGCGCGUGACGUCACCGCAGCGAGGGGCUCCGGUUCUCAGGUGUAUCCCGUUCCUGUCUCUCUCUCCGGUGGUCGGUCGGUCGGUCUUGGGCUCGCACCGGGAAUAACGCGGCGGACCGCGCGUCUCCAGCGACAUGGGAAAGACUCGCGCGCUGCUCCUGCUGUGCUCCGCUGUCGCUCUAUGCCACUGCAGGUCAGUGACUGUGUCCAGGGGUCCUCUGCUCCGGGUCGAGGGCCAGCCGCUGUCCAUCCGCUGUGAUGUAUCGGAGUACGAGGGCCCACGGGAGCAGGAAUUUGAAUGGAAAGUAAAACGAGGAUCAGAAUUCAUCAAUGUGAUCUCAACAUUUGAUAAUCGUUACACAGACCGCUCUCUUCAGGACCGUAUACAGAGUGGAGACAUCACUGUGUCACGACUAGCUAAUAACGCCGCUGAGCUGAAGAUUCAAGAGGCUCGAGUUAGUGACAGCGCCACCUACCGCUGCAUUACUCCGAGCACAGACUCGGUCUUCAGUGGAAACUAUGAGGCAGACGUCCAGCUGCAAGUUAUUCCCAACAGUCUGAUUGUGGCUCCCGAUGCCCCAAGCCCUGUGGUUCAUGAGGGCGGAUCCGUCAGACUCCUGUGCAAUAUCUCCCGUAACUUCAUGGAGGGAAUUUACCUGUCUCUUACCUGGUCAGUGAAGAAGGGCUCAUCUCAGCUGGAGGACCUGCUGAGCUUUGGUCCAGAUUUGGGUGUGACGGUUGGCAACAAUUACAUGCUGCGCUACACAGAUGGCGGGAUGCGGCUAGAAAUGGGGAACGGCGUCUCGCACAGUCUUGUGCUCUCCGCAGCGACGCCGGCGGAUCACGGCAUGUACAUGUGCACGGCCAGACUGUGGACGAGAGAGCAGGGAGCCUGGAACCGUAUUCAGGAGAAGACCAUGGAGAUGGGAGAAGUGACUGUCACACCGACGGCGAGCUCCUUCAGCGUCCAGGUUCAGGACGACAGCACAUUGUCCACAGGAGAGUCGCUGCUCCUCACCUGUUCUGUGUCCGCUGAAGCCUCGGUGGAUCUGGAGGUGACGUGGCUGAUGAACGGCACGCGGGUUGUGGCCCGUCUGAGUCGUGACGGCGUGCUGACCAAUGCAUCUAAUGCAGUGGACGUGAGGCGGCUGGGAAAGUGGGAUUUCCAGCUCAAGGUUCACGGUGUGGAUCUGUCUGACGCGGGACUCUAUGCGUGUAAAGCGAGUGCAUGGGUUCAGCGCGACGGUGGACGAUGGGACCGGGCCGUGGAGAAGGUUUCGGACCCCGUACGUGUUCACGUUAUUAAGCAAAAUCCAGAGUACACUGUUGUUCUGAACUCAUCUGUGAACGCAAAGAUGUCUGGCGACCCGACGGAGCUGGAAUGCAAAGUCACAAAUGUGUCGAACCUUCGUAGCGGGCGGCUGGGAGUGUCAUGGCUGUACAGAGGCGUUCAGCCCGGUGACGUCCCGGUAUCCACUCACACCAUCACCUCUCUGGAUGAGAACGGGAACCUGGUGGCAGGCAAGACGUACAAGAGCCGCGUGGAGGCGGGGCUUAUUACAGUGACCCGAGCAGAACCUUCCGUGUUCAAGCUCCGCCUCCUUCACACGACGGACGCCGACGCCGGUGAAUACACUUGUGCUGUAACCGCAUGGGUGCCGUCUCGACAUGGGAACUGGAAAAAGGCUGCCGAGCAUGUGUCCUCAGCGCUGAAAGUCAGCUUUGCUAACAAGCGUCCUGUACUCAGUGUCGUGGCCCGGCGUCUCCGGGAAGCUUCGGCUGCCGGCUCCAGGUUUGAGAUGAGCUGCCAGACUCACGUCCAGAACAUCCCACCGGGAGCCGCCUUCUCCAUCCUCGUCUUGUCCGAGGAGGCCAUCGGGUCGUCCAGCCGCAAACUGGCGUCUCUGAGCCUCGAGAUGGUCCUGCAGCUGGAGGAAGACCGGGACCUGAUGCUGGUGAAGAGCGGGAAGAGGGAGUUCCAGUUCCGGAUGCCGGCGGUGCGAGAGACCGAUCGAGGCUUUUACUGGUGUGAGAUGAAGGCCUGGACGAAGCAGAGCGGGGAAGACUGGGUGGAGAUGGCCAAAGGAGUAUCCAAUAAGGUUCAGAUCGAUUUCAUACACAAAGGUCCCACGUUUGAUGUGUCCAUCAGUUCAGACACAACGAGUGUGUUCCCCUGGGAAACUGUGAAGAUGGAGUGUGAUGUCAGUGUUAGCGGCACGUCUCCGACUACAGAUGAUGUAGCGUACGAGAUGAAGUGGUUUCUGAGUCGUCUGAAGGGUUCAAACAGCCCGUCCCUGCUAGCCAGUAUGGACCGCUGGGGUGUUGUGCACAAGGCUCCUCGCAACGACAGCAGCGACUGCAGCCUGGAGCGCCUGGGACCCAGAAGAUUCGUCCUGAACGUCCACAGCACACAGGACAGUGACGCUGGUGACUAUUACUGCACCGCAACACCCUGGAUCCGCUCGACCGCCACCAGAGUCUGGAGCAAAACGCCGGAGAUCCUCUCACAGAAAGUCUUUCUUAGUGUCAAGUUUGCAUUGUGGGACUCGAUGAAGAUGCCUUUGCUGUACGGCGUCUGUGCUUCGGUGACUGUAGGCAUCGUUUCUCUCGUCCUGGGCCUGGUCUGUGCUCACUGCUGCUGUAAAACCACUACACCUACCCCACGCUCUCGCGACAAACUCAUGGAGCUGGAGAUGGAUUGACAAAGACAGUACAGUUGUCCCCUGCCGAACUGGACGGCGUGGUGACAACUGAUGAACGCUGGGACGUGUCCCGUGAUGUUAUGCACCACCUGGAAGGAGAAACUACAAUCUCAGAGGAAAAAAACUGCUGGAUCAGAGUCAACGACUAGGGCGAAAUACUCAAAAAUUGCACUAACCACAUUCUUAUAUCAGAUGGGUACACGAUUUGUUGGAUUAAUGAACGUUUCGUCAUUGAAACAGGAAGAGAUACCUGACAAGUUCCGAGCAGGAUUUGACAGAUUGAAGGAUUAUAUUACUCUACAUCAAGCUCCAAAGAGAUCGUCUGCUUCCAGAUCAGGGUUUAAAGACACUCGUUUCUACCAUGAUUCUUCUGAGUUUGGUGCUACUCUCUUUUUGCAAGACACGGGAGGAGCUGAACCCAUGUCACAAUGUGAAAGAUGGUGUUUUAUCUGUGAUUCUGUGUUGUAAUGUAUGUACCGUUCAGUUUUGUUCUCUAACCCAUCCAGAGUUUACCAGCUCUGACCAACCCAACUCUCUAAAAGCGAACUAGUCAACCAUUACCAGCUGGUUGACUGCAAUGCGAUGGGCGGUCACACUAGAUAUGAUGAGUAUAUGAUGUUUGAAAAAAAUGUUUUUUGAAUAAGUAGUAUUUUUUUAAUAAAUAAUAAAUUUUCUAAUAUUAAAAUAUAUAAUCGCCUCCUGUUUCCAGUGACGAUACAACCCAUGUAUUGGGUUAACACCUCUGUGUAGCUAGCUAGUAACACCCUAGUAAUUCCCCCAAAACAACCUUCCAGAACUCCAGAAUUGAUCCGCAAUUCUGCAGCAAUAACUUUAAAAAUGUUACAACUAUCUAGCAAGAUUGGGGCAGUCGUGCCCUAACGGUUAGCGAGUCAGACUUGUAACCCUUGUAACACAUGUCACUUCACUUCAUUUUUUAGGAAACACUUUGACCAUAAUAGCCACCAACCAAAGUACCAUGCAAAUUGAAUAGUAAAGCAAACAAGUGCAUCGCAGCAACAGCUUAGAUUUAGCUUCAAGAUUUAUAAAAACAACCUGGAUAGAAACACCAUUGCAACGACCUACCAACAAUCUACUGUAGCAAAGACCAGAACAUCCUAAAACCACCUUGAGCAUCGUAACAACCACCUAAAACACCAAAGCAAUUGCAUAAAUAGACCCUAGCAACCUCCUACAACAAUCUAAUGUAGCAAAGACCAAGAGCAUCCUAGCAACUACAUAGAAAUGUCCUAGCAACUAGCUAAAACUUAAACAUACGCCAAGAGCAUCCUAGCAACUACAUAGAAAUGCCCUAGCAACUAGCUAAAACUUAAACAUACGCCAAGAGCAUCCUAGCAACUACAUAGAAAUGCCCUAGCAACUAGCUAAAACUUAAACAUACGCCAAGAGCAUCCUAGCAACUACAUAGAAAUGCCCUAGCAACUAGCUAAAACUUAAACAUACGCCAAGAGCAUCCUAGCAACUACAUAGAAAUGCCCUAGCAACUACCUAAAACUUAAACAUACGCCAAGAGCAUCCUAGCAACUACAUAGAAAUGCCCUAGCAACUACCUAAAACGUAAACAUACGCCAAGAGCAUCCUAGCAACUACAUAGAAAUGCCCUAGCAACUACCUAAAACGUAAACAUACGCCAAGAGCAUCCUAGCAACUACAUAGAAAUGCCCUAGCAACUACCUAAAACGUAAACAUACGCCAAGAGCAUCCUAGCAACUACAUAGAAAUGCCCUAGCAACUACCUAAAACUGAAACACACGCCAAGAGCAUCCUAGCAACUACAAAGAAAUGCCCUAGCAACUACCUAAAACUGAAACACACGCCAAGAGCAUCCUAGCAACUACAAAGAAAUGCCCUAGCAACUACCUAAAACUGAAACACACGCCAAGAGCAUCCUAGCAACUACAAAGAAAUGCCCUAGCAACUACCUAAAACUGAAACACACGCCAAGAGCAUCCUAGAAACUACAUAGAAAUGUCCUAGCAACUACCUAAAACUGAAACACACACCAAGAGCAUCCUAGCAACUACAUAGAAAUGCCCUAGCAACUACCUAAAACUGAAACAUACGCCAAGAGCAUCCUAGCAACUACAUAGAAAUGCCCUAGCAACUACCUAAAACUGAAACAUACGCCAAGAGCAUCCUAGCAACUACAUAGAAAUGCCCUAGCAACUACCUAAAACUGAAACAUACGCCAAGAGCAUCCUAGCAACUACAUAGAAAUGCCCUAGCAACUACCUAAAACUGAAACAUACGCCAAGAGCAUCCUAGCAACUACAUAGAAAUGCCCUAGCAACUAGCUAAAACUGAAACAUACGCCAAGAGCAUCCUAGCAACUACAUAGAAAUGCCCUAGCAACUACCUAAAACUGAAACAUACGCCAAGAGCAUCCUAGCAACUACAUAGAAAUGCCCUAGCAACUACCUAAAACUUAAACAUACGCCAAGAGCAUCCUAGCAACGACAUAGAAAUGCCCUAGCAACUACCUAAAACGUAAACAUACGCCAAGAGCAUCCUAGCAACGACAUAGAAAUGCCCUAGCAACUACCUAAAACGUAAACAUACGCCAAGAGCAUCCUAGAAACGACAUAGAAAUGCCCUAGCAACUACCUAAAACUGAAACAUACGCCAAGAGCAUCCUAGCAACUACAUAGAAAUGCCCUAGCAACUACCUAAAACUUAAACAUACGCCAAGAGCAUCCUAGCAACGACAUAGAAAUGCCCUAGCAACUACCUAAAACGUAAACAUACGCCAAGAGCAUCCUAGAAACGACAUAGAAAUUCCCCAGCAACUACCUAAAACUUAAACAUACACCAAAAGCAUCCUAGCAACUACAAAGCAAUGCCCUAGCAACACCGAGGUCUGGACUAUCCAUCCCAAACUCUAUAGGAAAGUAUUAAUAUGGUAUCAUUUAACAGUGUUCAUCCUUCCAAAACAGAAAACAUAUUUCCCAAACAUCUACAUCCUUGUCUCUUUUAAAGUGUUCAGCGUAUAGAAUAACCCAUUUUGAACUUUGGUAGAGAGAGGAAGAUGAAAGUCCUAGGCUAAUUCCCACACACCCCCCGCGAUCACAUGAGUAUGAAUGAAAGUGAUAGUGUCUAGUGUGGCCGCCCCUCGAUCGGAUGAAAUAUCGACUCAUUGACUCCUACAGACGGGUCACAUGGAGGUCAGGGUUUGCUUAGGUUGAAUCUGUGCCUUGGGCCUGGUCUUGAAGCUCCGCUAACAGCUCGGCCCUCCGUUCUUCACCUCCACCGUCACAUUACGGAGCAAAUAGAGCUGAAACUCAAUACUGUGCAUUAGGGCCAAGAGACCCCCAGAACAAGCACUUUCCUCUUCAGUGACGCCUCAAGGGCAUCGGCUGACCCUUUUCUGCAUUGUCUGCAUCUGAGGGUCUUUGUCUCCACUCCUGAAGCUAUGGGCUAACAGUGCUGAAAAAAAAAAAAAAAAAAAAAAAUUCUCCUGUGAAUCUUCCAUAUGGAAGAUUGUGGAUAUUUACAGUGUUUGUGCUCAGCAAACAUUCUGGUGUGGAUUUGUUUUCAGCCUCUUUUUCUCUGUAUUAAACCACUGUUAAUUCAGACCGUUUAAACUUUAUUUUCUAGAUCUUUUCAGUCUUGAGAGUGCUUCUGUAUUUGGGUUUUGUAACGUUUAUACUUUUUAAGAAAAUUAAGAUUGAAGUUUAAAACUGUUGCAUUGAAAAUGACUGUGUUGAUAUCAAACAGAAUUGCAGUUGGUCUUUGUUAUUUUUAUUUUAUUUUUUCGUACUGAAUUAUGAUUGGUGUAAGAUUGUGUUAUUGACUGGGUUGUUGAGUGAAAAAAUGUAGUUACGUUGUUCAGCUGAUUAAAGAGUGGUUACACUAGAUAAUAAGCAUGCAAAAUUAUUACAGAAAUAUUUUAGAAGGAAUAUGGGCAACAGGAUGUGAUGUCAUGGUCCAGUGCUUUUGUUUAAAAGAAUAAAAUAUAAAUAAUAUUAAUAAAUUUAAAA